AUGGAACAACAUUUGAAGCUUUCCAAUGAAGAUGGACCUCUACUUCCUGAUCCUAGCAUUUAUCAUCGUCUUGUUGGUCGUCUCAUUUACUUGACCAUCAUUCAACCUGACAUUGUUUAUGCCGUCAACAUUCUUAGUCAGUUUAUGCAUGCUCCUCGUGUUCCCCAUAUGAAUGCUGCUACGCGUGUUCUCCGCUACAUCAAAGGGAGCCCCAGCCAAGGCAUUUUCUUCUCCUCUUCCAGUACCACUCAGGUUACAGCUUAUACUGAUUCUGAUUGGGCCAGUUGCCCAACCACCCGUCGCUCCACCACAGGCUAUUUCAUCUAG
This is a messenger RNA of Juglans microcarpa x Juglans regia, 327 nucleotides long. RefSeq lists its product as uncharacterized. The transcript has a single exon. Bases 1 to 327 code for a protein of 108 amino acids. The record is from RefSeq and is a predicted model, not a curated record. NCBI's taxonomy places the organism in Eukaryota, Viridiplantae, Streptophyta, Magnoliopsida, Fagales, Juglandaceae.